Molecule: messenger RNA, 1392 nt
Organism: Plutella xylostella (diamondback moth)
Lineage: Eukaryota; Metazoa; Arthropoda; Insecta; Lepidoptera; Plutellidae
Gene: Hus1-like
Product: Hus1-like checkpoint clamp component
Biological process (GO): mitotic DNA replication checkpoint signaling; meiotic DNA integrity checkpoint signaling; double-strand break repair via homologous recombination
Cellular component (GO): site of double-strand break; nucleolus; checkpoint clamp complex
Source: RefSeq, a predicted model, not a curated record
UGAUUAUGAUAUGAAUGAAUAUGUUUAUGUUUGAUUUCCCGCCUCGCCUCAUUCAAUACAAAUAAACUUGCAAAUUGCAAUGCUUAGACUCUAUUUAAAUUAAUAUUUUUUGAUUUGUGUUAUCAUUAGCAUUGUAUACUAACUUCAAGAUCACAAUGAAGUUUCGCGCGGUUAUGAUCGACGCGGGACCUAUGAGAGAAUUUACAAACAUCGUGUCUACAAUCUCGAAGCUAUGCAAGGAGUGCGUGCUAAGGUUGUCUAGCGAUCAACUGUACUUUAUAGUGAGUGAUGAGAACUCAGGUCCCGCACCUCCAAUACUUUGGUGUGAGAUUCCACAAGCCAUGUUCUUUUCUGAGUACCAGAUGGUGGGUCUCGAUGAAGAGCACAAGGAUAUUUACUUAGGUAUUAGUUCAGCCAGUCUUGCAAGAUCCCUAACAACACUGAAGUCAGCCAAGUCAUUGAAACUGAAGUUAACAAAGAAACAAUGCCCAUGCCUUACUUUAGAAAUAGAAGUGCCCUCGUCCACAUCUAUGCAAACCAGGCAUGUGACACAUGACAUACCCGUAGCGGUGAUACCGAGGAAAAUGUGGUCCGACUUCCAUGAACCUACAAUACCCAAACCCGAUAUAACCAUAGAGCUACCAACCCUCAAACAGGUCCGCACGACCAUAGAGCGCAUGAAGAGUAUGGCGUCAGAGGUGACGGUGCGCGCGGCGGCGGCGGGGCGGCUGGCGUUGCAGAUCAGGACAGACAUGGCCACUGUGGCUACAAGGUUUAAAGGCCUAAGGGUGGAGGCUUUUGAGGGGCCAAUCGACCACUCCGACUCUGAAUCAGAAUCUCAGACAAACGAAGACAUAUCCACCACCUGCUACUGCAGAGUAGACGCUAAGAAACUGUCCAUGUUUCUGAGUUCAGAACAGAUCUCACACAAUCGCACUCUGUGUAGUAUUGUGCAUAAGAAACUGUUGAUACUGAGUUUGCAUACUGAGGAAAAUGUUACGCUGCAGUGUUUUAUUACUGGUAUUGUUUAUUAGUCGAUGUUAAUGUUAAUAUAGUAUACACUUUUGUACCUUGUCAAAAUGAAUCUUUAAUAAUUAAUAUGCAAGGAAGUAAUUAUUGAGGUACUCGAAUCUAUAUUGCAGCCAUUUAGCUAUGACAAAACAGUCAAUUUGGAUGUUAAAAAUAUGAUUUAUGAUGCUGCUAAUAAUAGAAGUUUUGAAGAAUUGAUCGUUUGAAUGCUAUAUUUAAAAUUGCUCUGACUUUGGAAUUGCGUGUAUUGAUAAUACUAAAGUGUAUUUUAAUUAAGUUUCAAUAAUUUUCAUUGUUAGUCUGUGUCUGUUAGUGUUUUUGUAUUUCCAUUCCAUUAAUUAGAUUUAUUUAUUGUUAGAGUAA